Messenger RNA from Cuculus canorus (common cuckoo), 1288 nucleotides. RefSeq lists its product as uncharacterized. The coding region runs from base 154 to 1197 and encodes 347 amino acids. The record is from RefSeq and is a predicted model, not a curated record. The transcript has 2 exons. NCBI's taxonomy places the organism in Eukaryota, Metazoa, Chordata, Aves, Cuculiformes, Cuculidae.
CGUCUCGCUCGCCGAGCGCCUCCACGGCAGGCAGGACUCGAAAUUGCCGUGCAUCUAGUUAUCAUCCGAGCGAGGAAGUGACUGCAGCAUCGCGUACGGCAGCGGCCAAGGUCACAGAUAAGAGCAACUAACCUCACGCUUUCCAAGUGCAAGAUGUCCAGCCAGUGCAAGCUGCCCUGCCUGCCCCCUCCUGCCUGCAAAGAGGAGGCUGCACACACUGACAUUUGCUCCUCACAGUGCGCCGUGGUGGACCUGGGCACCUGCUCCCUACAGGACAUCCACCGCUGUCCUGAACCGACUUCCCAGGUGGACCCUUGUCUAUGUCAGAGUGCAGCCGCCUACACGGAUGCUUGCCCUCAGGUUGGGUCCACCUGCUCACCUCCUGCUGUCCCCGUGCCCGGGGACUCCUGCUGCCCUGAGCAUGAAGCUGCCUGUGACUCCUGUUCAUCCACCUGUGCAGGUGCUGUCGCAUGCCCGGCAGCGAUCUCCUGUGACUCCCCUCAAAGCAAGGGAGGGGCCAACUUCCCACUCCAACCCACAGCCUUGUCAGUGGAGCCCUGUGACCCUGAGAUGGUCAAGACCGGUGUGGAGACCUUCCCCAUGCAACAUCCGAUCUCAGCAGUAGAUCCCUGCACCCUCGAGACAGAUGGGACCUGUGCGAAGACAUUCCCCUUCCAGCACGUAAUCCCAACAGUGGAGCUCUGUCCCCCUGACAUAGCUGGGACGCGUGUGGAGAUCUUCCCCCACCAGCAGACAAUCUCACCAGUGGAGCCUUGCAUUCCUGAGACAGCUGGAACCUGCAUGGAAAACAUCCCCUUGGAGUACUCAGUCUCAACUGUGGAGCCUUGCACCCUCGAGAUGCUCGAGACCCCUACAGAGGAGCUCUGCUGUCCUCAGGAUGUAAUCAUCAGUGAUCCCUGUCUCAAGCAAUCCUCGGUUCGGUCCUCAGAUCCCUGCACAUCCCAAAGUGUGAUUUGUGCAGAGCUGUGCGUGCCCCAGAGCACCGCGGAACCCACGGAGACGUGCACGCCCCAGAGCACUGCGGGAUCUGGAGACACCAGCUCUGCCAAGGGCACAGCCAAGGGUGCCGGCGCCUCCCCAUCCCCGCGACUCCCUUUCCGCCUGAACACCAGCACUGCUGCCAUCGUGGAGCGGUGCCUUUCCAGGUGUCAAAACUGGUUGCGAGGCAAGAAGUAAGAGUAGAACCAGUGGGCACACAGAGAAGAAGUCUCCUUGCACAAAUGAGACCUCCUCUGGUGAGUCUCUUGUUUUCUCUCUUCAACAAGAG